Messenger RNA from Chrysochloris asiatica (Cape golden mole), 2742 nucleotides. It is a transcript of the gene FAM186B, whose product is annotated as family with sequence similarity 186, member B. Bases 1 to 2742 code for a protein of 913 amino acids. The record is from RefSeq and is a predicted model, not a curated record. The transcript is spliced from 8 exons. Lineage: Eukaryota; Metazoa; Chordata; Mammalia; Afrosoricida; Chrysochloridae.
AUGGAGAAGGAUGACUCCCUACAGUUGGUGAUGCCUGCGUCAGUGAAAGCCAUCAUCUCGAGGAUUGAGGCUGCCCAGCUGACUCGGGCUCAGGAGGAUAUUUCUAACCAGCUCUCAGACAUCUUGAACAAUGUCAAUUGUGUCGUCAACCACUUCCAAGAGGAACUAGGACAUGAUUUAAAAGAAAAGGCAAAAUCUUAUCAGACCGAGCAAAAGGGCAAGAACAGAUUCAUAUUGCUGGAGAAGAUUUCCUCCUUCUCCAAAGAUGCUAAGACUAAAGAGAAGUACCUGUAUGAGAUUCUCCGCUGGCUGAGUGACUGGGGUGACAGUCUGACCUAUGAGAUCAGGAGAAGGAAGAGUGAGAAGGAAGAGGAAGCCCUGGACGAGUGGAUCGAGGUGAUGGAGAAAGUACUGCCUCUCUCCCUCAUUGCCAACAAAGGAGGCAUCGAGACUCUCAUUUCCCUUUGCUCAACUCUUAUUGAAGAACAAAAGAAAAAGACGCAAAUGUCCAAACGCACCUUCUGGCAGGGCUGGCGGGAAAAGAGCCCACAAAAGUCUCUGAUUGAACCUCAGGCACUGAGCCCAGAGCAGAUGCUCCAGGACAAGCAAACCACCUGCAUGAGGGUCUCUGAGGUGAAGUCCAUGCUUCAGGAGCUCCUAGACUCCACCAUGUUCAACAAGGGGGAGGUCAGGGCCAUCAGGUACAUGUCUGCUAUGGUGGAGAACCUCAACAAGGCCUUCAUACUUCAGCAUAAGGAGAACAGGACUCUGGAAACCAAAUACAGGUACAUGAAAAUAGAGAUGACCAAAGAGCUCAGCAGUCAGAGGCUGUACUUCCAGAAGUCCCUCAAAAUCCUCGAGAACAAGAGGGAUGCCCUCCUGAAACAGGUAGAAAUUUUAGGGGAAAAGUACCAUGACCUUCUCCUGAUUAAACAUGCUCUAGAAUUCCAGGUGAAGCAGGCUCAGAGUGCUAAAGGUCAAGCAGAAGAUUCAGUCAAGACUUUUGUUGACUCCCCAGGCCUCUCUGAGAAAGAUACCCUUCCAAGUAAAGCAAUAGUCAUGGAGAUCCCAACAAGAGUCUUGGCCUCUCAACAGGAGCCCAAGAAAGAGGAGCAAUUGUUUUUACCACAUUCUCCAGAUCCCAUGGUUACAGCCUGGGACAGUGAUGAGACACGUUCAGUUUAUCAGCCACUUUACACCAUGGCCGCACAUUCAAGGAUUGCAGAUGUAUACUGCAACAAGGACCCUGAAAGCUUUCCACCUGCAUUGCCACCCUCAGUGGAUUAUAAAUUUCUUAAGACAACAGAAAGACUUGUGGCAGAUAGCCCAGAUCACCAAGAUGAAGACCAGGAGGACCUCAGCAAGGAAGAAGCAGAGGAGAAGGGAGAACUCCGAGUUCAGUUCCAUUUUAGGAAGCAGCAGUCCUCAGAGAGUGAGGGGGGGCACUGGGAGGAGGAGGAACUCAACUGGCAGAGGCGGAAGCAGCAGUGGAUGGAUGAGGAGAAGAGGUGGAGGCAGCAGCAGCAGAAGUGGGCCCUGCUAGAGCAGGAGCACCAGGAGAAGCUGCGGCAGUGGGAGGUGGAGGAAGUGAUCAGGGAGCAGCAGCAGAGAAUUGUCCAGCCAGAAAAGGAGAAAGAGAGCUCCAGAAGGGAGCCAGAGCAACCAGGGGAGGACACAGAGAGGAUGCUCUUCAUGCCCACCAGUCGACGGAGGGAAUUGGAGAAGGCAGAGUCAUCAUUGGUAUCUUUGCCAACUCGAGUCCAGUCUGCUUGCCAAAGCAGGAGAUCAUACUUGCCCAGGUCCCCUAACAUCCAACACUCUGCCUCAGGAAAUCGGAGGACCAUGAGUUCACCAGAACCUGUCCUGAAACUAUGCUCACCCCGGGUUCCCACAAAGCCCAAGAAGUCCUCUUCCUUUCCUGUUACUGGGGCAUCCAUCCGAAAGGUGACCCGGCCCUCUUUGCAGACAUCCUUGGCAGCUCCUAAGGAGAAGGUGUACCGGAUGGCCAUGGAGGCUCACAGAAAGAACCUAGAAGUCCUGAGUGAGGAGACUGAGCUGGGGCUGCCCCACUAUCUUCGCAGCAAGGCCUUAGAGCUCACCACCACCACCAUGGAGCUGAGCUCACUCAGGUUGCAGUACCUGUGCCAUAAGUACAUCAUCUACAGAGGCUUCCAGAGACUCCGACAAGAUGUGAUCAACCACAUACAAGUCAUGCAAGCAACUGGGGCUACCUAUAAGGCUCAGAACCUCUAUGUCUUCCUGGAAAACAUUGACCACCUACAGAACCUCAGGCUACAGUCCUGGACGAACAAACAGAAGGACCUAGCAGAGAAGCGCCGAGAGUGUCUGAGCAGCAUGGUGGCCAUGUUCCCCAAGUUCCAGCUGGAAUGGAACACUCGCUUGAACAUCCCUGUGGUAACUUCCCCAAAGCCAAGGAAAAGCAAUCCAUCCCCAGCCUUCUCCCGGCGCAUCCGCUCCAGCAGCUCCUCCAACAAGUUUCUGGAGCACUUUACGUCCAAGCAGCAUGAAUGUGUUCCCCUGAGGAUGGCCCGCCAACAGGGAAGUCAAAUGGAGGCUGUCUGGAAGACUGAUGUGGCCUCCUCCAGCCACCCAACAGAAAAGAAGACUCCCCUCAGUCUGCAGUGGGACCAGCUAGGGGGGUACCCAGAUAUUCCUCGGCUGUUGGCACUGGAAGUGCAUUCCUCCUACCACAAAAGUUUGAUGUCCCUUAAAACCCGGUGA